Lepisosteus oculatus (spotted gar) is the source of this 2826-nucleotide messenger RNA. It is a transcript of the gene sp9, whose product is annotated as sp9 transcription factor. Gene Ontology annotation, molecular function: RNA polymerase II cis-regulatory region sequence-specific DNA binding; DNA-binding transcription factor activity, RNA polymerase II-specific. Lineage: Eukaryota; Metazoa; Chordata; Actinopteri; Semionotiformes; Lepisosteidae. The record is from RefSeq and is a predicted model, not a curated record. Gene Ontology annotation, biological process: regulation of transcription by RNA polymerase II.
UCUCAAGAUUGUCAUUUUCCCCCUAAACGCUGUACGGUAUAUGUCCUGUUAAUCUGCAGUCAAGCACGUCAAACACUCUUAAAUAUCCGAACAGACUUGCAGAAACCUUGCAGGUUUGACAUUUCUUUAAAAAAAAAAGACCUAGACACUAUGUGCAGUCUGUGCACAUAAAGCUUAAUUCUCAAACAGCAAUGCUAAAUUAUUACCUACAUACGCACAAACAUAAAUAGGCUCUCUAAAUCUACAGUCGGAAACGAAAUGAGAAAAUAUGUCCCUCCAAGCGCUACAGAUAUUCCAGAUACUUCAGCAUAGCACGGCUUACCCAUUUAGAGAAACGGUGUCUAUUGAAAUAUAUCGAAGUGAAAUCUAUGAUGGGCCAAUACAUAUGUGUAUAAAAGAAACGUAUAAAAAUACAAUGGUCUGGGCGCUAAGGAGAAAGCUCCGUGCAACAGUUAUUGAUUGACGUGGAGCUGUGCUACUUCUGUCAUUUCUGAAUCUCUUAUUGGCCGAGCUGUACUCCUGGCGGCGCAUUGCAGCGCUUAGAUUGGCUGGGUGCUCUGGCCAGCUGUACUUCAAAGCACGCGCUCUCUACAACUAGGUAGAGUUAGGAGCUCGGAGCCAAGAGUGUAGUUAGUCACUUGUGUAAGUUGAGUAAAACGUCGUGGAAGUCUGAUCAAACUCUGUCAUAUAGCGCAGUCGCCUCUUGUAGCUCUUAAUUCAGAGUAACGCAGGCCCUGGCUAUGGCUACGUCUAUACUUGGGGAAGAACCACGAUUUGGAACUACGCCUUUAGCCAUGCUCGCUGCAACCUGCAACAAAAUUGGUAACACGAGUCCUCUGACCACUCUGCCUGAUUCAAGCGCUUUCGCAAAGGGCGGAUUUCAUCCCUGGAAGAGGUCUUCCUCGAGCUGCAACUUGGGAUCCAGCCUCUCUGGGUUCGCCGUAGCGACCAGCAGGGGAUCCACGGGACUAACUACAAGUACCGGCACAGGCAACAGCGCAUUCUGCUUGGCGUCCACCUCCCCGACCUCUUCGGCGUUUACUACCGAGUACAGCAGCCUCUUCUCGAACUCGGCCGGCGUCUCGUCGCAAGAGCCGGGACAGUCCGCUUUCAUCUCGAAAGUUCACACCUCGGCAGAAACGCUGUACCCCCGGGUAGGCAUGGCCCAUCCGUACGAGUCCUGGUACAAAUCGGGCUUCCACUCGACCAUCUCCGGCGAGGUCGCCAACGGCGCUUCCUCCUGGUGGGAUGUUCACACCAACCCCAGUUCGUGGCUGGAGGUUCAGAACCCGGCGAGCACUCUUCAGACCUCUUUACACUCGGGCAGCCCCCAAGCCACCCUGCACUCCCAGCUAAGCGGGUACAACCCCGACUUCUCCACGUUGACGCACUCCGCCUUCAGCUCCACCGGGAUAAGCCCCACAGCGUCUCACCUCCUGUCCACCAGCCAGCACCUGUUGACACAGGAAGGUUUCAAAACCGUGAUUCCCUCCUACACGGACUCCACCACAGCCAAUGCCAUGAUUUCGGGAGCCAGCACGGGCAUAGGGGGCUCGGCCAGGUCUGCCAGGAGGUACUCGGGCAGGGCAACGUGCGACUGUCCCAACUGCCAAGAGGCGGAAAGGCUGGGUCCAGCUGGAGCCAGUCUCAGAAGGAAGGGUCUUCACAGCUGCCACAUACCCGGGUGCGGCAAAGUAUACGGCAAAACGUCCCACCUCAAAGCCCACCUGAGAUGGCACACCGGAGAGAGGCCGUUUGUCUGCAACUGGCUUUUUUGUGGGAAAAGAUUCACGCGGUCCGAUGAACUGCAGAGGCACCUCCGCACUCACACGGGCGAGAAGCGGUUCGCCUGCCCGGUGUGCAACAAACGCUUCAUGAGAAGCGACCACCUUAGCAAGCAUAUAAAAACCCACAACGGCGGCGGAGGAGGCAAAAAGGGAAGCGACAGUGACACCGACACCAGUAACCUGGAAACUCCCAGAUCCGAGUCACCGGAACUCAUUCUGGAGGGGGUGAACUCUGGCAGAGUGCCGGGCAAAGACUCCACUCCACAGAACAACGAGUCGUAAACACGCCGAGAAAGCGGAAUCCGGAUUUAACCUGACAUUCUGAAAAAGUAAUUCGUUCUCACCUAACACGACACCUUUUAUUUAAAAAGAAUUAAAAAAAAACGGGUCUGGAAGUUGCGAAACAAGUAGUCCUCUCAACACAAGGUGGUCAAUAAGAAGAUUUCUUUUUUAAAAAAAAUAAAUAAAAACGAAUCGUUUUUAUAUAUAUAUAGUGAAAGCGACUUCGCACUACGCAGUAAUCCGAACGUUUUUAAAACUUUUACGGAUGCCGAACAUCUCAUGAGAUAAAACGCAAUUAAAACACAAUUGUGUAAGAAUAGACUUUUCGUCUUUCAGACAUUUUCAAGACAAGCUGUGUUGUAAAGAGCUUAAACGAAUGACUUUUUUUUUUUGUAUGGAUCAUUGCACAAAAGGUGAGCAAAAAUGAUGAACUUGGUGGGACUAUCAGUGUGUAACGUUGACAUUCACUGUACAGAUAACGAUAUUAAUAAGGAAACAUGUUAUUUUUUCUUGUAAAUGUUAAUUAUAAUAGUUUUGUCCGUGGUUGGGGUCCUGAAAUUCAGGGAAUUUCCUUUACUUUCGAUGCACUUUGUGGAUAUCAGUAUGUAUGUAAACGGCUAUUUAAAUGAGUUAAUCAUUUCUUUACUUCGAGUAAUUGAGCCUCUCAUAUUUUAAAGAGAUUAUAAACAUUUACUUGUAUAAAAUUUCUCAAGUAUAAGCUUUUCAUUUUCUUAUCAUUAAAGGGAUCUAAUCAUCA